Molecule: messenger RNA, 789 nt
Organism: Dioscorea cayenensis subsp. rotundata (Guinea yam)
Lineage: Eukaryota; Viridiplantae; Streptophyta; Magnoliopsida; Dioscoreales; Dioscoreaceae
Product: glycine-rich protein 2-like
Exons: 1
Coding region: 51-545 (164 amino acids)
Molecular function (GO): nucleic acid binding; zinc ion binding
Source: RefSeq, a predicted model, not a curated record
ACAAUGGGGGGGUCAGCAUCGACAAGGGCAGGAGAUCACGGUGAUCAGCAAUGGCGGAGAAGGAGAAGGGGACGGUGAAGUGGUUCGAUUCGUCGAGGGGUUUCGGGUUUAUCAGGCCGGACAAUGGCCGUGAGGAUCUCUUCGUUCACCAGUCCUCGAUCCAGUCUGAUGGCUACCGAACCCUCACUGAUGGCGAGAAGGUAGAGUUUUUUAUCAGCGAGGGAGAUGAUGGGCGAACCAAGGCUGUCGAUGUUUCCUCUAUUGAUGGAGGAGCUAGCCAGGGUGGAGGUGGCCGUCGGGAAGGUUAUGGCCGCGGCGGUGGGAGGAGAGGUGGUGGGGAUGGGGGUUUUGGUGGUAGGGGAGCGUGUUAUACCUGUGGGGAAACGGGGCACUUGGCUAGGGAUUGUCAUCAGCGUGGUGGAGGCGGCGGCGGCGGCGGCAGGUAUGGAGGUGGUGGUGGUGGUGGUGGAGGUGGUGGUGGGUGCUAUAAUUGCGGGGAGACGGGGCACUUUGCGAGGGAGUGCCCCGACUCCAAGCAAGGGUAAGGAUCUCUGGAUCUUCUAGUGUUCAUUUCGUUGUUGUUGCUGCUGCUGUUGUUGUUAUUGUGGUUGUUGUUGUUGUUAUGGUGUUGCUUUAGAUCUUGGUCAAUGUUUGGAUGAUGAAUGUCGUGUUUGAUGGCACAUAUAUAUGGAUUUUGAUCUGUGGUUUUUUUUUUUUUCUUCUCUUUGUGAUCUCUUGCUUCUGAUUCUGGAUAAAUUCUCAAAUGUAUGAUUGGUGAUUUCUUUGUUC